AUGUUAGAACGAAUUUUAAAAAACAAAGAUUCACUGUGCCUUUAUGCUUCCACUAACAACAAAAUUUCACAACUAAGUUCAGAUGAAUGGAUAGUUGUGGAAAAAUUAAUUACAUUGCUUAAACCUUUUGAAGAAAUAACACGAGAACUAAGUGCAGCCAAUGUUUCCAUAUCGUCUGUGAUUCCGUUAUUGGCCACCCUGGAAAAGGUGAUUGAUGAAUAUGAGGCAUCUGAAGAAUGCAUUAGAAAAACUAUACUCGUUUUAAAACAAGAAAUGAAUCACAGAUUUUCUCACUUGGAAAACGACAAAUUAUUUGCUACAGCAACUUUUAUUGAUCCUAGGUACAAAUCGAAAUUUUUCAAAAAUCCUUCAACCAAAGAUCAGGUCGUGAAAAAUAUUUUGGAUUUAAUUGGAAAUGAGGACUUCAGCUUUCCUUCAUGUUCAAAUUCAAAGCGUCCUAAAACGACUAAUCAGGUUAAGGAAAACUUUGGCUCCAGUGCCAGUCUUUCAGAAAAAUCUGUAUCACUAAAAGAAACUAUGAAAAUGAUGAUGGACUCAAGUGAAAGCGAGGAAGAAUUAGAAAAUGAAAUUCCAAAUCCUGUAGAAGUUUUAAUUAAAAAAAAUAUUAAUGAUUAUGUAUUGGAUAAACGUAUUGAAAAUGAAGAAGACCCACUUCUUUGGUGGAAAGUUAAUAGCAAUAAAUAUGGUAUUCUUUCUCCUGUAGCCAGAGAAUAUUUGGUAACUCCACCCACAAGUGUCCCCAGUGAAAGAGUUUUCAGUGGAGCUGGACUUCUCUACACACCUCACCGAAACAGGCUGCACGGAGAAAGAGCUUCAAAACUUUUAUUUUUAAAAUUUAACAUUCCUUUACUUCAAUUUAAUUACUAA
Molecule: messenger RNA, 888 nt
Organism: Achroia grisella
Lineage: Eukaryota; Metazoa; Arthropoda; Insecta; Lepidoptera; Pyralidae
Product: zinc finger BED domain-containing protein 4
Exons: 1
Coding region: 1-888 (295 amino acids)
Molecular function (GO): protein dimerization activity
Source: RefSeq, a predicted model, not a curated record